AUCGAUGACGUCAUAUUGCGGGGCUCUGUUAUUUCCAGAAGCUUUCCGGACGUCGGUGGUCAAAAUAGGGGAAGCGCAGGAGUAUGGUGGGGGUUUGUCAUUGGCUGCUGCUCCUGUCCAUCUCUUUGAGGGUGUGGUCAGUGCCCAUAGACAGGAACACCAAUGCCCAGGAAGAGCCUCCCCAGAUGGAGGAAAAAGGAGAGGAGAAUGUGGACACAGGCCUGUACUAUGACCGUUACCUGAGAGAAGUCAUCGAGGUCUUGGAGACUGACCCCCACUUCAGGGAGAAGCUACAGACUGCCAACACAGAAGACAUUAAAAAUGGGCGUCUGAGUAAAGAACUGGACCUGGUGGGACACCAUGUCAGAACUCGGCUGGAUGAACUGAAGAGACAGGAAGUGUCUCGCCUCAGAAUGCUGCUGAAAGCUAAACUGGACAGCACCAACACACAGAGUGUUCAGAUGGAUCACGUGUCCUUGCUAAAGCAGUUUGAGCAUCUUGAUCCCCACAAUCAGAACACAUUUGAGGCCAGAGACCUGGAGCUGCUAAUCGCCACGGCCACUAAAGACUUGGAGAACUACGAUGCUGAGCGUCACGAGGAGUUCAAACGCUAUGAGAUGCUAAAGGAGCAUGAGAGGAGGGAGUACCUGAGGAGCCUGGACCAGGAGAAGAGGGAGCGGGAGGAGCAGAGGCUGGAGGAAAUGAAGCAGAAACACAGACAGCAUCCCAAAGUCAAUGCACCGGGGAGUGUCGCCCAGCUGAAAGAAGUCUGGGAGGAGACAGACGGUCUGGACCCACAGGAGUUCAACCCCAAGACCUUCUUCAGGCUGCAUGACACAAACGGAGAUGGUCUGUUGGACGAGCAGGAGCUGGAAGCUCUUUUUACCAAAGAGCUGGAGAAGGUGUAUGACCCCAAGAAUGAAGAGGAUGACAUGAUGGAGAUGGAGGAAGAGAGGCUGAGAAUGAGGGAACAUGUCAUGAAAAACGUCGAUCUCAAUCAUGACCGACUGGUCAGCCUAGAGGAGUUCCUCAGAUCCAUGGAGAAGAAAGAUUUCAACAGCCCCAAAGAGUGGGAGACACUGGAUGACAAGAAACCUGUGUUCACGGAGGUGGAGCUUCAGCGUUUUGAGGCGGAGCUCCGGGAUAAGGAAGUGGAGCUCAGCAGGAGGGCGGAGACCCUGAGACAGGAACAGGAAAUUCUCAGAGAGAGAGGCAAAGCUCUCGAGGCCCAGAAGAAAGAGUACCAGCAGGCGGUGUUGGAGAUGUCCCAAAGACAGAAGGACCAGCAGGCAGUGCGCAGACCACCUCCCUCGGGUCCUAAUGGAGAACUACAGUUUCAGCAAGAGAGCCAGAGCAUGGCUCAAGAUGGCAGCCAAGUUGGGAAGGUACUGGUGGACCAGAAUGGAGAGGUCCGGAACAGUCUGCCUGCAGAGCCACCACAGAACCUUCCACAGCAUACGCCUUAACACCCACCCAGCCACACAUACACCUAUACACAAAAUGACGAUGAUGAUAUUCAUGCCAGCUCCUAUUAUAAUGUGUGUGCAACUAUACACACACAAUCCUGUGCUUAGAACCGAAAAGCGCAAAGUCUAAACAACUACAACAAAGCGCAGAGCCUCACAUACCCGAUUCCUCACUUCUUUAAGAACCUAGACCCUCCAAGCAUGCGCGCACACAUACAUAUAUAUAUAUAUAUAUAUAUAUAUAUAUAUAUAUAUA
Molecule: messenger RNA, 1722 nt
Organism: Electrophorus electricus (electric eel)
Lineage: Eukaryota; Metazoa; Chordata; Actinopteri; Gymnotiformes; Gymnotidae
Gene: nucb1
Product: nucleobindin 1
Cellular component (GO): extracellular exosome; endoplasmic reticulum-Golgi intermediate compartment
Molecular function (GO): calcium ion binding
Source: RefSeq, a predicted model, not a curated record